This is a messenger RNA of Penicillium argentinense, 1500 nucleotides long. It is a transcript of the gene gprM, whose product is annotated as protein gprM. The transcript has 4 exons. The coding region runs from base 1 to 1500 and encodes 499 amino acids. The record is from RefSeq and is a predicted model, not a curated record. NCBI's taxonomy places the organism in Eukaryota, Fungi, Ascomycota, Eurotiomycetes, Eurotiales, Aspergillaceae.
AUGGCGCUGAAUGGACAUUGCCCUUCUCCUUUCCUGCAGGAGUCGUUGUUUCCGACGACUGGAGGAUUCACCGACGGCCGAUACUGCGAAACCCUGACCAAUGUCUCCUGCUGCUUGCCCUGUCCGCUCGCCGACUGGCGAUAUGCUGAUAACACUUCGAAACGUGUUGACGUCGCAAGCUGGAUCAGUGUCGCCAUCCUUCCGCUCUGCAUUUUCCUCCUGGUCUCAUACGCCGCUCUGCCCGUCAAAUGGACGAAUCGUCACUAUCUGAGCAUCUGCUUCACACUGGGCAUUUGCUGCAUGGAGAUUGCGUUCAUUAUUCCCCUUGGGGCCAGACCUGAACAAUGCUACAAUGCAAUCACACCCAACGACAUGUACACCGACCUCUCUUGCGCCUUCUCUGGUGCGUUCCUCCUCUUCGGUGGCUGGCUAGUCGUGAUCUGGAGUUUCAUUCGAACGCUCGCCUUCCACCUGCAAGUGUGUUGGGAAAAAGUGCUCGGUCCCAAAUUCAUGUGGGGGGCUUUCCUCUGUGGUUUCGGAAUCCCCAUCAUUGGCAUCACAGUGAUGAUGAUCAUAACGGGCGUCUCCUUCCGAUUUGGCGAGAUCUGCCAUAUCAACAUCGACCACGGCGCGCAGGACUACUGGUACCCGAUCAUUGCUUUUGCGGCCGCAGCGCUGAUCCUGCAGCUAACCACCAUGGCUUACUGCAUGCACAUCUACCUGCGCUCGCUCUUCGACAAAUCCGCCUCCACCACCGAGAACAGCUCCGGGAUUCCCUCAUACACCGCAAGUGUGCGCACGGUCACAGCCCGCCAGGCCUACCGACGAGUCAAGCGCGUGCUCCAGCUGCAAUGGCGGGGCGUGGCCCUCGUGCUGAUCAUCAUCGGGAACGUGAUCUUCUUCGCGGUCGUCUUUAUCAACCUCGACCGGGAGGUGGAUCCCACCCCAGAGAACAUGAAGAAGGCUCUCCCUUGGCUCCUGUGUCUCAUGGAAACGGGUGGCAACAAGAACAAGUGCGAGAAAUACGCCUCCGCACUGGGUCCCAACGAAGCAACCCUACUCGCAGUCGUCUACCUCCUUUCGCUAGUGGGCUUCUGGAACUUUAUCCUCUUCGCCCGACCAUCCAUGUUCGUGGGCUGGCUGGAUCUGUUCCGCCGGGGCAUGAGCCGGCGUCACGAAUACGUUUCGGCCGACGUGACCCGCUACAACGAUAGCAAGGGCUUCGAGAUGCUCACGACGACGACGAUCAAGACUCCCGACACGUACAACAUGCGCUCGCCCAGCCCCGCGCACAUGAUGGGGCGGAGCCCCGUGGCAAGUCCGAGUCCAACCUUUGAUCGAAACGUGCACUUCGGACAAGAGGCGCGAUACGUCCGGCCCUCCAUGAGCUUUAGCGGGCCUCGACCCCCCAGCUCUUCUGCCGGUGGGCGGGACUGGGACCCUUCGGCCACUUUUGCGCAGGGGUAUGGACAUGGACAUGCACAUGGGCAUGCACGAUAG